AUGGACAUGCAACUUCAGAGGCUGGUGAUUCAAGACAUCGAUAAGGUUGGCGGCGACAAUCAGCUAACCUUCAUGGAUUACGUUAAUGAUCUGUACAAGUUCUAUAAAGUUGCCGAGGUGAUCUUUCCUGUCCCGUCGCAGAAUGAGCGUCGCCCCCGCGACUACAUUCACUCCCAGGUGCAUCUCAGCUCCAAGAUGCGGGCCAUCCUCGUCGACUGGAUAAUAGAAGUGCAUGACGAGUUUGAUCUCAUGCCGGAGACCCUCUACCUUAAGGCGUACAUCAUCGACCGGUAUCUCACGAAGCAGCUCGUGCUUCGGAGGGAGCUUCAGCUGGUGAGGGAUUUGGUCUGUAUAACAGACAAUGCCUACUCCAGGAAGCAGAUACUGAGGAUGGAGAAAGCCAUUCUCAAUCGGCUUGGAUGGAACCUGACAGUUCCUACACCUUAUGUGUUCCUUGCGCGCUUUGCCAUGGCUGCGUCUUACUUCAAUUUGAAGAACUAUGGGGAGAUGAUGAACAUGGUGUCCUUUUUUGCUGAACUGGCACUGAUGCAAUAUGCGCUGGUGCCGUCCAAGCCCUCCAUGGUUGCUGCUGCUGCUGUCUAUGCAGCCAGGCUCACACUCAAGAAGACCGAUCCAUGGACUCGCACUCUCAAACACUAUACUGGCUUUACUGAAUCACAGCUAAUAUAUAGUGCAAAGAUCCUGGUCACCGCACACUCGACUGCCCCUCAGAGCAAGUUGCAGGUGGUGUAUAAGAAGUAUUCUAGCAAAAAAUUGGGAGGAGUGGCCCUGCGCCCACCUGCAAUCAACUUCAAAUAAACGAGAUUUCUAGGAUUUUUUUUCUUCAAAUAAAUGGAAGGUGUGUCUGACAUUAAUUCAGUGAGUUGGUUAUUUCCUGCAUUUAGAGU
This is a messenger RNA of Triticum dicoccoides, 908 nucleotides long. RefSeq names its product cyclin-B1-1-like. Bases 1 to 819 code for a protein of 272 amino acids. The transcript is spliced from 6 exons. Gene Ontology annotation, biological process: mitotic cell cycle phase transition. Gene Ontology annotation, molecular function: cyclin-dependent protein serine/threonine kinase regulator activity. NCBI's taxonomy places the organism in Eukaryota, Viridiplantae, Streptophyta, Magnoliopsida, Poales, Poaceae. The record is from RefSeq and is a predicted model, not a curated record.